Rubroshorea leprosula is the source of this 1392-nucleotide messenger RNA. NCBI's taxonomy places the organism in Eukaryota, Viridiplantae, Streptophyta, Magnoliopsida, Malvales, Dipterocarpaceae. The record is from the annotation of a GenBank genome assembly.
UCAGCCGAACAGUAUUUUCGAAUUCUGCUCGAUCGAGAAAAGAACAAAAAAAAGGAAAACGUGGAGAAUCAGAAAAGCAUGGCGGAGAAUCUCCGGCAGAACAUUCCGUCGCUUUCUCCGGAUCCGGAAGCUUACAUGAAAGGGUUAACUCGUACGAACUCGGACUCGUCUGGAUUAACCGCUGAAAGCUCCAUACAUUAUUUGAAAGGUGUCAGAGAGGGUCAAUUCAUGGUUUGGACAGAUGAGAAGCACAAAUCAUAUCUUGAUUUAUUAGAAGCAACAUUUGUCCAGCAGUUGCACCAUUCCAUGAGUCUCUGUGGCUGCCGCUCACAAGAAGAAUUGCAGGGUCCAUCAACCAGAUCAGUAGCCAGAGAACAUAAUUCAUCAGAUCAGGUCGGAGAUUCAUUGUGCUAUCUCCAUUUUUUGGCAGUAUAUCUGUUAACUUCUUUGAUUCAAUGAGUUAUUUAAUAUGCCUUCCCAGUUUAUGGUUCUACAAGAUGGCUGCAGGCAAAAGAGAAACUAUGAACAUAAUGAAUCAUUGUUGGAUAACACUGCUGAUUCUAAUGAUAUUCUGGAAAGUCAUUGUGUACACAAUUCUGCAUCAGUGGGCAAACACUACCCAGCAAUGUCUCCUCACCCCCAAAGGAAGAUAGUUCAUGGUAAAGGAAGGAACUCAAGAAGUAAUAUGGACUUCUGCGUAUCAGCAAGAAAUCCAGAGCAGCAUCCUGAUUGUUAUUCCUAUGAGCAGAAUUUGGGUGGCAGUGCUGCUGAGGCCUUAGGUCAGAAUUUUGCGAAUGAAGACCAAGGAGAAAAAACCAACUCUAUCUCUAGAGCAAAAAGGUUGAAAGUUGCAACUGUAGAUCCUUCAAGCAGUGAUCAAGUUGUGCCUCUUAGAAAAUUUCAUUUGGUUGAUAAUUCAACCAUAAUUGAAACUGAAACGUUGUCAAAAAGAGGGAAAACUGAAUUGCUAUCAGAAGAACCAGAGUGCUCCAGUGACUCCAACUCUGGCAUUCAUUACUUCUGAAGGGGCAGUUAAAUUGCAACUCUCAACUGAAAUCUGGAGGACAAUCGUCAAUAUCUGUUAAAUGAAAUGGAGGACAUAAAGUUCUGGGAGUUUUCACUAUAGAGAUAAUGAAAGGGGAAGAUACCAUUUGCAGUCAUUUUUCUUGUGGGUGCCACCCGCCAGAAUGAUAAUGGUUGUUCAUCCAGAAGGUUUGGACCAACAUUACGUUGCAAGGGAUUAACGUUGGAGCUUUGUUAGGGUCAAGGGGGCCAUGCCCCCCUAUGAUUUUGGAAAAAAAAGUAUAUAUAUAUAUAUAUAUAUGAUAUAUUAUGUUUUUGGUUGUUUUCAUAUCUAUUUCAUUGCAAAAGAAAUAAAAAUGUUUUUUCUUU